This is a messenger RNA of Sceloporus undulatus (fence lizard), 4617 nucleotides long. RefSeq names its product cytokine receptor like factor 3 (gene CRLF3). Bases 105 to 1421 code for a protein of 438 amino acids. Gene Ontology annotation, molecular function: protein binding. The record is from RefSeq and is a predicted model, not a curated record. The transcript has 8 exons. Lineage: Eukaryota; Metazoa; Chordata; Lepidosauria; Squamata; Phrynosomatidae.
GGGAGGCGAAGGCCCGCCCCUUUCCUCUCGCGCCGACGAGAUCCCCGGAUGCGCUGGCUUCCGGGUGUGAGGCCGCUGCCAGGAGUGGGGCCUGCGAGGAGGGAAUGGAGCUGGAGACGGAGGCGCUCCUGCAGGAGGCCCGCGAGAGCAUCGAGGCCGCGCGGAGCUACCGCCGCGAGCUCCAGCAGCGCCUCAGGGGCCUCCACUUGGCCCGACAGCAGAUCAAAGAUAGUGCUGCAUUGACAAGGGAUGUACUUGAACAGCAUUUUAAUGACUUAAAAGGGACCUUGAGGAAGCUGCUGGAUGAACGACUGGUGUCCUUGCUGCAGGAAGUGAAUGCCAUAGAACAGGAAAGCAUCAAACCAUUGGAUGAGUGCCAAAAGCUAAUAGAACAUGGAGUUGGUACUGCUGAUAAGCUCCUCCGGGAAGGAGAAAGUGCUAUUCAUGAUGUUACAGGGGAGAACAAUGACAAGCUUUGCAGCUUUACCAAAAAGGCACUGCAUAUUCAGCUGGAUAGUUUACCUGAAGUGCCAUCACUGGUUGAUGUGCCUUGUUUAUCCGCCCAGUUGGAUGAUUCUCUCCUUACAGUCGUGAAAAGUCAGAUCUUCAGCCAUGGUACAGUUGCAUCUCGACCGCCAGUACAGAUAGAAGAACUGAUUGAGAAGCCUGGAGGUAUCCUGGUACGGUGGAGCAAGGUUGAUGAAGACUUCAUCCCACAAGACUACAGGCUUCAGUAUCGAAAGAGUACUGGUAGUCACUUUGAAGAUGUGUAUGUUGGCUCAGACACAGAAUUCAUAGUACUGCAUAUUGAUCCCAAUGUUGAUUACCAGUUCAGAGUUUGUGCGCGAGGAGAUGGCCGUCAGGAAUGGAGUCCAUGGAGUGUUUCUCAAAUUGGCCGUUCCACAUUAGUGCCUCAUGAGUGGACGCCUGGCUUUGAAGGCUACAGCCUGAGCAGCCGAAGAAACAUAGCCCUUCGAAAUGAUUCACAAGCAGGUGGAGUGCUGUACUCCAAGGCUCCAACCUACUACUGUGGUCAGACAUUGACCUUCCGAAUUGAAACAGUUGGUCAACCAGACAAAAGGGACAGCAUAGGUGUUUGUGUGGAGCAGCAGAAUGGCUGGGAUUCUUUACAGCGAGAUAAAGCGGUAUGCGUUAGCACAAACGGGGCUGUCUUUGUAAAUGGAAAAGAGAUGACAAACCAGUUGCCUGCAUUCACUUCGGGCUCAGCUGUGACAUUUGACAUGGAAGCUGUGAAUAUAGGUCCUUCAAACAAUAAUGAGGGAGGGAACUUCAGACUCAGAGUGACAAUUAGUUCCAACAACAGGGAAGUGGUCUUUGACUGGGUACUUGACCAGUGCUGUGUCUCUCUUUAUUUUGGAUGUUCAUUCUCCUAUCCAGGCUGGAAAGUGUUGGUGUUUUAACCUCUGAUCUCAGAAACAGUGAUCAUUUUAAAUGGUUGCUCAAGUGGCUGGACGUGGUGAUGCAAUGAUUUACUAGUGGAGACUCAACACUUUGUAUGUGUUUAAUACACUGUUGUAGGUCUGUAAGAGAGUGAGUCCCUUAAUGCAGCCUGGUCAACAUUACUUGAACUCUGUUCUUUUUACUGGAUUCACAUAAAAUACUGGUGAAACACUUUUGAGUAACCUGGAAAAUUAUGUAGGGUUUCGUGAUUGCUGUUAUGUCAUGUCUUUUUAGUGUGGGAAUUCUUCAGGAGGAGAAGCUAGAAUUUAUAAUAUUUUUGCACUCAUGUCUAUGAAUGGGUAUACUUACACAACAGCUCCAGUUUUGUCUAAUGGUAUUCUUUUGGCUCAGGGUUUAUGGACCAAAGUUACAUGCAUGGUAUCCUAAUCACUAGAGCAAGGUACUGAAAUGGUAAAUGGUAGCUGGCAUGCUAUCCACUUAGCAUUGAUGCUGCUUGGCCUGUCAGAUAUCUUCUACCUCUGGUGGAAUUUUUGCUGUUCGCCUCUUCAACAAAGAUGCCCGAUUUGAAACAUUUGUUUUGAUCUGGAGUACCUGUGUGCCUUAGUUCUCAAGCUUUUGUUGAACAGCAUUGUAGGUGUUGAAGAAGUUUAAAUUAUGACCCUACUUCAUUCAGUUAAGUGUCACUAAAUUAUUGGCAUGUAGGUCAAACUUUAUAUUACUGGUAUGUAUUUUGCUUUAGAAAAGCAUUGCGCUGAGUGCCACAGGUAGUGCCUUGACUGUGAUCCUGUCACACAUUCCCACAUAAAACUGUCUGUUUGGGGAACCCAAUAUGAAGUGGCAGACAAAAUGGUUGUGAAUCAGAAUUUCUGUCUCCCUUCUUAUCUAUGCAAUUUUGCAGUAAUUUACUGGGAAAGGACCCUGUGCUAUAAGAAUUCUGCAGUAAAUGAGGUACUGUUGUAGAAAAAGGGACAUAUGAAUAUGUUCACCAUGGAUUUCUAUAUUUUGCUGUGUUUUGAAGAGAGUUAACAUAUGGGCAGAAAAUAAUAAACUGGGCUUGCACACCAUAUGCAGUGAAGGCCUUGCUUACAUGCUUGCCCACAUGGUUCAGGCACAUGUGACUAUGCAAAGGAAACAAGUAAUUUUAGCAGUUAUCAAAGAGAUCUAGCAUCUGGUUAAAAUAGCACAUUCUGUACAAAUGGCCCAUUGCAAUAACUAGCGUGUUUUCCAGUUUUGAUGGCAGCUAUACUAUACCAUUGAAUAUUAUCUGCGGCUCUUAACCUAGACUAGAAAUUGGCCACCCCAGGCAAUUUCUCCAGUGGGCUCUGGGUUUGGAGGUGCAAGGGGAUAACCCAGUUUCUGCAGCAAGGACUAGUUUCUUCUUUGUACUGAAACCUGUCAAUAGCGUUAAGCAACUUUCCUCCAGGCAAGCACAGCUGGGAACCCUGGAGAUAAUUUUGUCAUGGAAUGUAUCUAUAGAGCAGAACAUAGGAUAGUGAUUCUUAGUAUACUGAGGCCCAAUUGCUGUUUUUUUUUUUUUUGGUUUGUUUUUUAAACUGUGGUUUCUUCAUGUUUUUUUUUCCUGAGCCAUACAGAACCAAUUUUUCUCCCAGUCGUUAAGCCAUACCAAAAGAUUGCCCUUGCAUCCAAGCAAUCAUCCAUUUGCCUUAUUUUUAUGCUAGUGUAGGAUGUGGAUGGUAGUGUUUGGUUUCCUCUAUAAAAAUGUGUAAAGCAAGCCACCCCACCCAUGGGCUUUCUAUGUCUCAGUAUUGAUCUUUGUGGCUACAUACUUGAAAUAGAAUAAACAAAACCAGUGUUUAAAUUGUAAUAGUGUAAGAAUGGGGCCAAUUCACAUUUAGUGCUGGGGUGUGCCUUGCUUUUUGGCAAAGAGUGGAUUGCCCUCCCAGUUUGUUUAUGUAAAUCAGAGCUUAUAUAUCUGUACUCCUGAAUAUGAAUACACCUGUUGAAUGACUUAGCAGCUCCACCUCCAAAGGAAUGGGUAGAGGCUACUCACAGAUGUAUAUAUGCAAAGUCCUUGUUUCAUUCCUUGCUUUCUACCUGUGGCAAAUGGGAGAAACCAAAAUUGUACAUGCAGUAGACUCCUGUGUGUCAAGUGUACAGUAUGUAGGGCUAAAUGAAACCAAUAAAGAGUUCAAUCAGGGCCUUAACUUCUCAGCCCAGCACCCCUUCCUGAAUGAGGAAGGAAUACAAAGACUUCAUUAAAAAUCCAUUCUUAGUCAAUGGUCUGUAACAAAUAUUUGGUUACUCCCAUUUAGCAUGAGUAGUUUUCUAAUAAGAGAUACAGGACAUUUCUCCCUCCCCCCCUCAUAAAAAAGACAGUAUUUUCUGAUUCUAUGCCACUGAAAAUUGAUAUGGUGUCUGAUCCAUCUGAGAAGGAAAAAGCUUGUUGGAGCAAGUUGACCUAAGGACCAUAAUUUAGGAGCUGUUCAGAACCUUAGCUGGCUGUUGAUACAAGGACCAAAAUUCAGAGGCACCAGUCAUGAAGUGUGCCACUGAUAAAAUGUCUGGCUUGCUCCUUUCUCACACCCUACCCAUAGUGUUAUGGAGGUGUCCGUAUUAGAAACCAAAGCUGAAAUAGAAGUAUGUUUAUGAACCACGUAUGUAUUUACCUCAAGAUACUUUUUAUAUCACGACUUUAAUAAUAAAAUUUGUUAAACCGUUUGACUAGUAUUAUUACAUGGAAAUCAUCUCAUCCUCCCACACAGAUCUUGGAGUGACAUAAUUACUUUGUUACUUUCUUCUCCACAAAAUGGUGGGUUAUCCAAAAUGUGACUUGUUCACUCGCUUAGCAGGUCUUUCAAUUUGGAUUCACCUGGUCCUGGCACAAUGCUGCAAGACUUUGGGGAUGCAGAUCAUUAUGGUAUCUUUUUCUAAUGUUGCAGUUUGAUGUGUGUGUAAAGAUAGAGAUUGAGACUGUUUUCUUUCCCCUAUUUGUGACUUUGUUUUAUUCUUAACCUCACGAUGUUGAAAGCUUUGUGUAUAUUCCAAGUAGUACUUAAUAGUGUUAGAGAAAUAAAUAAUUAGCCACCAAAACCCAAAACUUUGGCAAGAUUCUGUAUUGUAACCUCAGUCUUCUAUGACUUUAUGAGGUGUGAGGUAGUUCUCUAAAAAUUGUUUUUACUGCAUUUUAACCCAUAGAGAGGCAUGGAUCAUAAAGCAGCCAUUUGAACGUUACAC